UGCUCCCUUCACUAUAAGCACUGGGCGUGCCCUCGUCCGCACCCCCCAUAACAAGCGCCAGCAAGGGGACUGCACUCGACCUCCUUAUCCAUCUACCACCAUGUCCGCCUCCGCUGCAAGCUCCACCGUCUUCCUUCCUCUCCCUCCCGCACGCGAUAUCCCCGUCACCUUCUCUGCCAGUUUUCGCAGUUGGUGGGCCUCGGGAACCAAGGAGGGUGCUGCCGCCGAAGAGCGUCUCCUUCGACGGCUGCCCUUCUUCUACCCCGAGAAGAUGACCCCUUCUCGCGGCGACAGCCCCGUCAUCGCGCACAGGGAGCAGAUCAACCUCGGCACCCCGAGGCACUACCUCAACACCCUCUCGAUCAAGUCCACCUCCCCUGCUCCUAACGCACCCCCACCAGCCGUCAUGCUCCACGGCUACGGUGCCGGCCUCGGCUUCUUCUUCCGCAACUUCCCCGCCCUCGCCAAAUGGGCAGGCCACCGCGGCACAGACGUGUACGCCGUCGAUUGGCUAGGCAUGGGACGCUCCGCCCGCGUGCCCUUUGCCAUCCGGGCGAAGCGUGACGACAUACCCGGACGCGUCAAGGAGGCCGAGUCCUUCUUCGUCGACUCCCUCGAGGAGUGGAGGGCCAAGAUGGGCCUGGAUCAGAUGACCCUCAUAGGACACUCGCUCGGCGCAUACUUCAGUCUUGCAUACGCCCUCAGAUAUCCGACGCGUGUCAAUAAGCUCAUACUUCUCUCGCCUGCUGGCGUCGCUCGCGAUCCCAACCUGACAAUGCCCUCUCGGGAGCUGACGGAUACCGGCGACUCGAGUAGCUCGAAAAGCGACUCGCUGACACCAGCGUCCAAGGGUGAGGUCAAGAAAGUCCGCGAUGAACAGAGGCGGGAAAGACAGCAAGAGUCACGGAUGCGCAAGGUGUUCACUUACCUCUGGGAAGAAGGAUGGAGCCCAUUCCAGGUUGUCCGCUCGUCUCUUUUCUGGGGACCUCUGCUUAUUGGGAAGUACUCAGCCCGCCGAUUUGGUGGUCUGACGUUGGAUGAGACCAAGGAUAUGCACGAUUAUAUCCUGAACAUCACUCUCUCAAAGGGGUCUGGCGAGUAUUGCAUUUCACAUGUACUCGCUCCUGGUGCUCACGCCCGCAUGCCUAUGGUUGAUCGUGUCGCUGAGCUGAAGAUUCCCAUCACCUUUGCCUACGGGGACCAAGAUUGGAUGGAUCCCAAGGGAGGUUCGCAAUCGGUGAAGCAUCUCAGGCACGCAGGCAACGAGCAAGGACGCAUGUACAUCGUACCUAAUGCAGGUCACCACCUCUACUUGGACAACCCGAAGGCAGUCAAUGAACUGCUCAUCAAGGAGCUCGAUCGUCAACCAAAGCAAAGCCGUUCCAGCACGGCCUCGAGCUCGUCUCAAUAAGCCUCCUGCAUGAGAACCACAAAUUUGUUCGCUUAAAGUUUCUUUUAUUUACGGGACUCUGGCUUGGAAUACGGAUAACAUUAGAGGACUGUAGACAGCACGUUCCUCCAGGGGGCCGUGCAUAUAAUACAUUCCCUGUAUAAUCAGAUAACUCGCGCCAAGGAACUCUCGUCUUGUAAGCAUGCAUAAUAUAACAGCUCUUCGAUCGGCGCUAUGCAGCAGGGCGACCUAGACGCUCGGGAUAUUUGGCUCUGAUCCGUUCCGUCAAGUCUUCUUCAUAGAUUUGAUCUGGUCCUAGCUGAUUACCCAACGUCAACCAG
Messenger RNA from Coniophora puteana RWD-64-598 SS2, 1731 nucleotides. Its product is annotated as alpha beta-hydrolase. Gene Ontology annotation, molecular function: A2-type glycerophospholipase activity. The record is from RefSeq and is a predicted model, not a curated record. NCBI's taxonomy places the organism in Eukaryota, Fungi, Basidiomycota, Agaricomycetes, Boletales, Coniophoraceae. Gene Ontology annotation, cellular component: mitochondrial inner membrane. The transcript has 7 exons. The coding region runs from base 101 to 1411 and encodes 436 amino acids. Gene Ontology annotation, biological process: cardiolipin acyl-chain remodeling.